AUGACCAUCAAGACUGAAACAUCUGAGCCUGAGCUUACUUUCUCCAAGUCUAAAGGGCUUGUUGGAUUAGUCACCGCUUUCAUGAAACAGAGGAGAAUGGGGCUGAACGACUUCAUUCAAAGGCUUGCCACCAACUCCUACGCUUGCAAGCAUCCUGAAGUUACAUCCAUUCUGAAUCUGCCUCAAGAUGCUGAGCUCAUGAAUGCCAACCCUUCCCCUCCUCCCAGUCCAUCCCAGCAGAUCAACCUCGGCCCGUCUUCUAACCCUUCAGCCAAACCCAGCGACUUCCACUUCCUCAAAGUCAUCGGCAAGGGCAGUUUUGGUAAAGUCCUGCUCGCACGCCACCGCACCGAUGACCAGUUCUACGCCGUCAAGGUCUUGCAGAAAAAGGCGAUUCUCAAGAAAAAAGAGGAGAAACACAUCAUGUCAGAGAGGAAUGUGCUGUUAAAGAAUGUCAAGCAUCCAUUUCUGGUUGGACUGCACUACUCUUUCCAAACAGCAGACAAGCUCUACUUCAUCUUAGACUACAUCAAUGGGGGAGAGUUGUUCUACCACCUCCAGAGGGAACGCUGCUUCCUGGAGCCCCGGGCACGGUUCUACGCGGGAGAGAUCGCCAGCGCCUUGGGGUACCUGCACUCCCUCAACAUUGUCUACAGGGACCUGAAACCAGAGAACAUCCUGCUGGACUCGCAAGGACACAUCAUCCUCACCGACUUCGGCCUGUGCAAGGAGAACAUAGAGCCCAACGGGACCACCUCCACCUUCUGCGGUACACCAGAGUAUUUAGCUCCUGAAGUUCUACACAAGCAACCAUACGACCGGACAGUGGACUGGUGGUGCUUAGGAGCCGUGCUUUACGAGAUGCUCUAUGGACUGCCGCCCUUCUAUAGUCGUAACACGGCAGAGAUGUACGACAACAUCCUGAACAAGCCGCUUCAGCUCAAACCCAACAUUUCCAACUCAGCCAGACACUUGCUUGAGGGCCUGCUGCAAAAAGACCGUACCAAGAGGCUGGGCUGCAAGGACGACUUUCUCGAAAUCAAGAAUCACAUGUUUUUUUCUCAAAUAAACUGGGACGACCUCAACGCCAAGAGGAUAACGCCCCCUUUCAACCCGAAUGUGACGGGCCCUAACGACCUUCGGCACUUCGACCCAGAGUUCACCGACGAGCCGGUCCCCAGCUCCAUCGGCUGCUCCCCUGACAGCAGUUUGGUCACGGCCAGCAUCAAGGAGGCCUCAGAGGCAUUCGUGGGCUUUUCCUAUGCUCCUUCCAUGGACUCCUACCUAUAG
Knipowitschia caucasica is the source of this 1290-nucleotide messenger RNA. NCBI's taxonomy places the organism in Eukaryota, Metazoa, Chordata, Actinopteri, Gobiiformes, Gobiidae. The record is from the annotation of a GenBank genome assembly.